AUGGCUUCCUACAAAUAUGAGAGUUUACCAAAUCCGUCACAAGCUAUUCGACUUGUACAUCUUCUUCCUGGGAGCAACAAUAACCCUAUCAGGCUGAGACUUGAAGCCAUUAGCUUCCCCGCAGUUAAACCUUCUCCUAAAUCUCCCCCUCCACCAGAGAGAAGAAAGUAUCUCCCAAGUCCAUGGAUAGCCUAUGAGAACCUAGAGGGCAAUGUGUUAUACUUUAACGACGAAACACAUGAAACGUCAUGGAAGUGCCCUACCGGACCGACAGCACCUAGUGCGUGUGUCUCCACGUCUGCUAUACCUGGACUAUUAGUACCUCAGUAUGAGGCUCUAUCAUACACGUGGGGCGCCCCAGAGAACCCAGGAUUUGCCAUCAUUCAAGAUGGACCCGGCCUACCAGAGUCCGUGCUCCCUAUUCAAAGGAACCUGGUCGAGGCAUUCUUCGCUUUGAGGUAUCAAGAUAGGGCUCGGAUCAUUUGGAUUGAUGCGCCAUCCCCUGAUACUACUGAGCCCGAGUGGUACAAGAUUGAAUGCCCGCUCCCCUACAGCGAUGACAUAUACGCAGCUGUGUAUGAACUAUUGGGACGUCCCUGGUUCGAGCGUGUCUGGAUUGUCCAGGAAAUUCAACUCGCAAACGUCGACUCAUCACUGCAAUGUGGCUCUUCCGUCAUUUCCUGGCCUAUCUUCCGACGAGCCGUGCUCUGCCUCCAGUCCAAGAUUCGGAUACCCCUAGAGAAGCUACGACACAGGUUGAUGGAAGUGUGUAAUCUCUCUGACUAUGCCCUUGAUUUCAACCUAUCACGCUUGGUACGAAGGCACAGGGGCAGGAAGUGCAAAGACCCUCGCGAUAAGAUUUAUGGUCUCCUUAGUCUUCUCACACCAGUAUUUACGAGCAAGAUACAGAUCAGCUACAACAAGAAUGUCUCUGAGGUCUACAGAGAUGUCUUUAUAGCUCACUGUCACAUGACUAGAAGAUUAGAGCUAUUCAAUGAUUGCCAAUUCAGCGUGGUACGUCUGGACUGGCCGUCUUGGCUUCCUGACUGGUAUUCUGCUAUUCCUACAGCGCAACCCAAUCGACUUAUGUUUGCAUCUGGCGCCUCACCGUGCGAGGUGAAGUUUGACAAGAACAUCUCUACAGCAGAGGGAGUCAAAUGUGCUACUAUUAACAAAGUCUGCGCAGUAGCUUCUACAAGCCAAGAUGUUAAUAGUAUACGGACAAUCAGAGAAUGGGCUGGGACUUUUGUUGACUCUAGCCUAUAUAUCACUGGGGAAAGUAAGCUUGAAGCUUUUGCUACCGUUCUUUGCGGGUAUCGCCUGCGUGAGAAGUAUCCCAAGCUGGUUACUUUGCCAUCUUUUCAGCAAUGGGCAAUUACAUUAAGAGAUGGAAUUCUCAACGACCAGUGCGAUCGAAUUCGCGUCUUAGAGGAGCCGCGCGUCCGCGAUGCCAUCCUCUUUUCCAAUCACAAGACAUUCGUGUCCUCUGAUGAAGGAUACUUCGGCCUUGCCCCUUCUGGCACAAGACAAGGUGGUGAUAUCAUGUGCGUUCUCCUAGGAACAAAUGUGCCGCUAAUCCUCAGACCAACUCCUGGUGAUCAGUUCCGCCUGGUUGGGGAGUGCUGCAUUCAUGGCUUGCAUGAUGGCAUUGGUAUUCUCGGCCCGUUACCCUCCGGAUGGAGUGUUCAGGCUCACUUUGGCUCAAGCGGCCAAGCCAAGUACUCUUACUAUGAUGGCCACAGGGGUGUUUCUACCGAGACUGACCCACGACUACCGCCUCUUCCUAGUCGGUUCCAGAAGCGGGAGUUCAUACGGACUACCAAUGAUCCAAUUGUGGCAGAAUGUUUCGAAGAUCUCCAAACAGGCGAUUUGAUAAAUCAUGAUCCAAGAAUGACAUCUAAUGCACUACGCGGUAGAGGAUGCAAUAUUAUCUCUUUCAGUAUUAUUUAG
Fusarium sp. VM40 is the source of this 1950-nucleotide messenger RNA. Lineage: Eukaryota; Fungi; Ascomycota; Sordariomycetes; Hypocreales; Nectriaceae. The record is from the annotation of a GenBank genome assembly.